AUGACUUCGCUGCCCCAUCGUCGUCCUUCUCGCCUGGCCUCUCGCCAGGCAUCUAGUGAUCCUCGCGAGGAUAUCCAGGUCCAGCUGGAUCAUUUCAUCGGAAUUGACGUCGGAACGGGCAGUGCUCGCGCCUGUAUCAUCGACGCCAAAGGUGAUAUUGUGGGCCUGGCCUCUGAAAAUAUCGGUCUUUGGCAGCCGGAGCAUGGCUUCUACGAACAAUCCACUGAUGAUAUCUGGCGCUGUAUCUGCAUCGCGGUGCAACGUGCCGUCAGCCAACACAAUAUCAGCCCAGAGACUAUUCGCGGCAUCGGAUUCGACGCUACUUGCUCCCUAUCUGUAUUUAAUCACGAAACCGAUGAGCCUGUCUCUGUGACAGGGCCAAAAUUCGACUCAGACCGGAAUGUCAUCCUAUGGCUGGACCAUCGCCCCGUUGAAGAAGCUGCCAAAAUCAAUGCUACUAACCACAACUUACUCCGCUACGUUGGGGGGACAAUGUCCAUUGAAAUGGAGGUUCCUAAAGUCCUCUGGUUGAAAAAUCACAUGCCGAAGGAGCUUUUCGACAAAUGCAAAUUCUACGAUCUCGCCGACGCCCUCACCCACAUCGCCACAGGAAACGACAAGCGCAGCUUCUGCAGCGUAGUCUGCAAGCAGGGCUAUGUCCCGGUAGGCGUAGACGGAAGUGUCAAGGGGUGGCAGGAGGAUUUCCUAUCUGAAAUUGGCCUAAGCGACUUGACUGAGGACAACUUCAAGCGCAUGGGCGGUGUUGACGGGGUGAAUGGUGACUACCUCAGUGCAGGGGAGCUUGCAGGGUACCUAUGCGAAAAGGCCGCAGCAGAAUUGGGCUUACCAGCUGGUAUUGCAAUUGGUAGCGGUGUGAUUGAUGCUUACGCGGGUUGGAUUGGCACCGUCGGUGCCAAAGUCCACCUUGGAUCCGAACAAUUAAGCGCCGAUGCAGCGAAGAACGAUAAAUCCCAAGCAUUUUCUCGCCUUGCCGCUGUUGCCGGAACCUCGACUUGUCACUUGGCCAUGUCUCCGGACCCUGCUUUUGUCAAUGGGGUAUGGGGACCCUACCGAGACACCAUUAUCCCUGGAUUUUGGAUGGCGGAAGGAGGCCAAUCGGCAACAGGAGAGCUUCUGAAGCAUGUCAUUGAAACACACCCGGCCUUUAACCAAGCUCUGUCCAUCGCAGAGUCCUACCACACCAACAUCUAUGACUACCUGAACGAGCAUCUCAAGGAGAUGGUUCAUGACCAAAAGGCUCCUUGCGUAUCCUACCUAGGACGCCAUUUCUUCUUCUACGGAGAUCUUUGGGGGAAUAGGUCUCCGAUAGCAGAUCCCAACAUGACAGGGUCUAUAUUCGGUCUCACAAGCGACAAGACCGUCGACGGUCUCGCGAUCUAUUACUACGCAACACUCGAGUUCAUCGCGCUGCAAACGAAACAGAUCGUCGAGACCAUGAACAAAGCAGGUCACAAUAUCACCUCAAUUUUCAUGUCUGGAUCGCAAUGUCAGAAUGACAUUCUGGUCGGAUUGAUCGCAUCCGCUUGCGACAUGCCUGUCGUGAUCCCCCGCUAUAUCCACGCCGCUGUCUGCCAUGGUGCCGCCAUGCUGGGAGCCAAGGCGGCUAGUGUCGAUUCACAGGGUAAAACAGAGAAUUUGUGGGAUAUUAUGGAUCGAAUGAGCAAGCCGGGCAAGAAGGUAGUGCCCACAGCUGAUGUGAAAGAGAAGGCACUGCUGCAGGCUAAAUAUGAGGUUUUCCUGGAGCAAUGCUUUAAGCAGCAAAAGUAUCGGCAGCUGGUGGACGAAGCUGUGGGUGAAUGGGGUUCGGCCUAG
Penicillium argentinense is the source of this 1833-nucleotide messenger RNA. RefSeq names its product FGGY-family carbohydrate kinase. The record is from RefSeq and is a predicted model, not a curated record. The coding region runs from base 1 to 1833 and encodes 610 amino acids. Gene Ontology annotation, molecular function: phosphotransferase activity, alcohol group as acceptor; kinase activity. Gene Ontology annotation, biological process: carbohydrate metabolic process. NCBI's taxonomy places the organism in Eukaryota, Fungi, Ascomycota, Eurotiomycetes, Eurotiales, Aspergillaceae. The transcript is spliced from 3 exons.